Molecule: messenger RNA, 4701 nt
Organism: Andrographis paniculata
Lineage: Eukaryota; Viridiplantae; Streptophyta; Magnoliopsida; Lamiales; Acanthaceae
Product: phytochrome C
Exons: 4
Coding region: 639-4010 (1123 amino acids)
Biological process (GO): protein-tetrapyrrole linkage; regulation of DNA-templated transcription; detection of visible light
Cellular component (GO): nucleus
Molecular function (GO): phosphorelay sensor kinase activity; photoreceptor activity; protein homodimerization activity
Source: RefSeq, a predicted model, not a curated record
AACGUGAAAUUAAAGACAAAUUUAUAUGCAGUCAGUUCACCUGGCAGCUGACAAUAUAAUACUGCAAAAAAAUGCCGAUGCCGAUAUCGAAAGCCUCUGUAACUAUCUUCGGAAGAACACUGAAACGGUGGCUGUAAUCUUCACGGGAGUUCAAUUGGUCACCAGGAUUUCUGCAUAUUCUUUAACUGCAGCGAGUCCUGUCGUCUUUCCCUUCGUUUUCUUGGGGACAAAAGCAGAGGAAAUUCGGCCGUAUUGGCUGUCAAGCUUCACGCGCUGUAAAGUUAUCCUACUGGUCAGUUCUUCACUGUCAUUUUCUGAACCCUAUGCAGUAUGGAAUUUUAGAAUUUCGGAUUUCUGGAUUAUGUGUAGUGGGAGUAUUCAUCGUUUCUUGGCAAGGUUGAAUUUAUCUUGUUUGAGGAAGGCCCACCUUGAAGUUUAGCUUAAUUAAUUUGUGACGAUGGUAUGGUUGCUUUUGCGGGUACCUCGUUUUGUGCCUUCUUAUUGGGGUCGGUUUGCUUUUGAGGGAAUAGAUGGGUUUGUGAACUAAAUCAGUUUAGUUAUUUCUUUAAGAGAAGACCUUCUUUUAUGCCACUUCCUUAUCUUAUGUUGGUUGGGGAGAUUGAGGAGGUUUAGAAGCGAUGUCAUCCAAAUCAAACACGAACAAGACGAGUUGUUCUAGGAGCAGCUCUGCUAAGUCGAAACAAAUUGCUCGUAUAGUGGCUCAGACGCCAAUUGAUGCGAAGCUUCAUGAAGAUUUUGAGCAAUCUGAGCGACAAUUUGAUUACUCAACUUCUGUUAAUACCUCCAAUGCCGGCAGUGAUGUUCCUUCUUCGACCGUGUCUUCUUAUCUUCAGAAGAUGCAAAGAGGAAGCCUUAUCCAGCCUUUUGGUUGCUUGAUUGCCAUUGAUGAACAGAGUUUCAGAGUCUUGGCAUACAGCGAGAACGCCCCAGAAAUGUUGGACUUACUGCCACAUGCAGUUCCAAGCAUGGAACAGCAAGAGGUUUUGAGUUUAGGCACUGAUGUUCGGUUGCUUUUUAAAUCUUUAGGUGCCGCUGCACUGCAAAAGGCAGCUAAUUUUGGGGAGGUCAAUGUGCUGAACCCAAUAUUGGUCCAUACUAGAACCUCCGGCAAGCCUUUUUAUGCCAUUCUACACCACAUUGAUGUCGGGUUAGUCAUAGAUCUAGAACCCGUGAACCCUUCUGAUGUGCCUGUAACUGCUGCUGGGGCACUAAAAUCAUACAAGCUUGCAGCCAAAGCCAUAUCGAAACUACAAUCUCUGCCCAGUGGAAAUAUCUCAUUGUUGUGUGAUGUAUUAGUUAGAGAGGUAAAGUAUUUAACUGAUUAUGAUCGUGUCAUGGUUUAUAAAUUUCAUGAGGAUGAUCAUGGGGAGGUUGUGGCUGAGUCCCGUAGGCCUGAUUUGGAACCUUAUCUUGGCUUGCAUUACCCUGCAACUGAUAUACCACAAGCAUCUAGAUUCCUUUUCAUGAAGAAUAAGGUUCGGAUGAUAUGUGAUUGUCUAGCACAUCCAGUUAAGGUAAUUCAGGAUGGAUUGGCCCAACCAUUGAGUUUGGCUGGAUCAACCCUAAGGGCUCCCCAUGGGUGUCAUGCACAAUAUAUGGAAAACAUGGGGUCUAUUGCAUCACUGGUGAUGUCAGUAAUGAUAAAUGAGGAGGACGAGGAUGAUGAUGUGAACAGCAAUCAGCAAAGGAGUAGAAAGCUGUGGGGUUUGGUAGUCUGCCACCAUACAAGCCCCAGGUUUGUCCCUUUUCCUUUGAGGUAUGCAUGUGAGUUCUUGAUUCAGGUUUUCGGUGUUCAAAUCAACAAGGAAGUCGAGCUGGAAGCUCAACUCAGGGAGAGGCACAUACUGCAAACUCAAACUGUGCUUUGUGAUCUGCUAUUAAGAGAUGCUCCAAUGGGUAUUAUAACUCAGUCACCAAAUGUUAUGGACCUUGUGCGAUGUGAUGGAGCAGCCCUAUACUACCGGAAAAAGUUCUGGUUGCUUGGUGUCACACCUCUAGAGUCACAAAUUAAGGAUAUAGUUGAAUGGCUUCUUGUGUCCCAUGCUGACAGUACUGGAUUAAGUACUGACAGCCUUAUGGAAGCAGGCUAUCCUGGUGCUUCAAUUCUUGGUGAUGCUGUAUGUGGAAUGGCUACCAUAAAAAUUACAACUAGUGAUUUUCUGUUUUGGUUUCGCUCCCAUACAGAAAAAGAGAUCAAGUGGGGCGGUGCAAAACAUGAUCCUAGUGACAAGGAUGAUGGCAGAAAAAUGCACCCAAGGUCAUCAUUUAAGGCCUUCCUGGAGGUGGUUAAGAAUCGGAGCUUACCAUGGGAAGAUGUGGAAAUGGAUGCAAUUCAUUCACUGCAGCUGAUAUUAAGAGAAUCUUUGCAAGAAAAAUUAGCAGGUGACUCAAAAAUGAUUGUGAGUGUUCCAUCAGUGGAGACAAGUAUACAGAGGGUUGAUGAACUGCGUGUUGUAACUAAUGAAAUGGUGCAUCUCAUUGAAACUGCAUCAAUACCUAUUUUGGCUGUUGAUGCCUCUGGUAAUAUCAAUGGUUGGAAUACUAAAGUGGCUGAGCUUACUGGUUUAGAUCUACAUAAAGUUCUUGGUACUCCCUUUGUGGACCUAAUAGUUGAUGAUGCAAUUGAACCAGUGAACCGCACCCUCGCCCAAGCAUUGCAAGGUAAGGAAGAGAAGAAUGUGGAAAUCAAGCUAAAAACCUUUGGUGCUCAGGAAAAUGAUGGUCCUAUCACUUUGGUUGCUAAUGCAUGUUGCAGUCGAGAUGUGAAAGAAAAUAUAGUUGGGGUUUGCUUUGUUGGGCAAGAUGUUACAGGGCAAAAGAUGAUACUAGACAAAUAUAGUCGUGUACAGGGUGAUUAUGUUGGUAUUAUGAGAAGCCCAUGCCCCCUCAUUCCUCCUAUUUUUAUGAUGGACGAGAACGGGCUUUGUGUGGAAUGGAACAAUGCAAUGCAAAAAUUGUCUGGUCUUAAGAGGGAAGAAGCCAUUGGGCAAAUGCUUCUUGGUGAGGUCUUCACAGAGCAUCCGUUUGGCUGCCAGGUCAAAGAUCCAGAUACUUUAACAAAGCUCAGAAUAUUGCUGAAUACUGUAAUUGCUGGCCAAAAUGCUGAUAAAUUAGUCUUUGGAUUCUUUGAUCAGCAACAAAAAUAUAUUGAGGCAUUGAUUUCAGCAAACAAGAGAACAGAUUCUGAAGGCAGGGUCAGCGGAGUGUUGUGCUUUUUGCAUAUAAGUGGCCCUGAGCUUCAGCGUGCUAUGCAAGUUCAAAAAAUAGCCAAACAGGCAGCAGCAAAUACCAUAAGAAAGUUAGCCUAUAUACGCCAUGAAAUGAGUAAUCCUUUGAGUGGGGUAAAAUGCAUCCACAACCUGAUGACAUCUACAGAUUUGAACAAUGAACAGAAGCAGAUAUUAAAGAUUAGUCAAUUGUGUUGUGAUCAAAUUGCCAAAAUCAUGGGGGACACCGAUGUUGAAGGCAUUGAAGAAAGUUGCAUCGAGAUAAAUUCUGAUGAAUUUAAUCUUGGAGAAACUUUACAAGCGGUCCUGUAUCAAGUCAUGAGUCAAAGUAGGGAGCAGCGAGUGCAGAUCAUCUGCGAUUUACCUUCAGAUGUAUCAUCAAUGUUCCUAUAUGGUGAUGGAUUGAGGCUUCAGCAAGUGCUUGCAGACUUUCUGGCUACUGCUCUCUUGUUUACUCCAGAUUUUCAAGGCUCAAUAAUUCUUUUCAAACUAGUCCCGUCAAAAGAGUUUGUGGGGACUCGAAUGCAGGUUCUCCAUGUGGAAUUUAGGAUCAGUCAUCCAUCUCCGGGAGUACCCAAGGAAUUAAUACAGGAGAUGUUUUGCUAUAGCAAUAAUGUGUCAAGAGAAGGUCUUGGCCUCUACAUAAGCCAGAAGCUUGUAAGGAUUAUGAAUGGUACGGUGCAAUACCUCCGGGAGGCUGACAAAGCAUCUUUCAUCAUUAAAGUAGAAUUCCCAUUUGCCAAGGAAUCCAACUCAAGCUGAUAGUUAACCCUAUGCAAAACCAUCCCAUAUGAUCUCAUUAAGGUUCGCAAAAGCUCCUUGCCAAUGGUUCUGCUGAAAAUGUACACACCCGAUUCAUCUUGGGGGCUUCGACAGACAACUGGACUCCGCAAUUCUUGACAAAUAUCAAUAACAGGUUGGUCUUACAUUUAAGCCAUAGAAUGCUUAUCUUGUAAAUGAAUGUCUUUUGCAGUUUUAUCAAGGUUUCUUGAUGUUUCGCUUGCAGACAACCUAUGCUAUACAUAAGAUUAGGUUCAUAGGGGUGUGUAUCUGUGUGUAUGUAUUACAUACAGGGCGACAUGCAGAAAAGUUUAAAACAUAAAAUUGAAAUAAUUAGGAGAUAAUUAAGUAGUUAGAGAUGAAAGAAUUAUAUAAAGGUGGGAUAAGAAUAUUAGUUAAAAGUGUGAGAAAGGGGUAGAGGAGAAGAUGCCAAUGGGGUGAGAUGAAAUGAUGAAUAGGACCCAUCAUACAGUGCAAUGGUUGGCUGUAUCCAAAUUACAAGGAUCAGUUGGGAUGUUAGUGAGGGGAGAAUUUCUUCUGAUACACACUUGUUGUUUUGCCAUUUAAUUUUCUUGUUGCAAUUGUGACUUGUGAGAAUUCUAAAUACAUUUUGCUGAAGUUGUCUUGUAGUGGGUGUAAGUGCUUUUUGGAACUAGUGUUGAGAUUGCUACAA